AUGCCUGCAAUGAACGACACGGCUAAUAUCGUGAAGAUCGCGGUGGAGAUGGCCGAGCAAGUGCCUCAACUCAUAGGCUUCAACCAGAAGCACUCGCUGGCCGCGAUUAUCCAAGAUUUGUGCAACGGAUGGCAGCUCACGGACUCUGAAUUGUAUGCGCUACAAUUCACCGAGAACACCAACAAAAAUUACGUCACUGAAAAGAACAGAAAUGAAAUUAAGAACGGAUCCAUUCUUCGCCUAACCUUCUCUCCAUCUAAGACAGCAGAAGAUAUUUUAUUUAAAGUUAAGAAUGGGAACUUGGACGAGAAGACUCAGGCUCUUCAAAAACUGUCACAACUGAGCACAGACAUGACUUUUGCCUUGGAGUUCAUCAACAAGCAAGGGCUUGCGCUUAUCAUUUCCAUGAUCGAGGACGGCAAAUGUCAAGGCGCUACUUUGGCUUUCUGUCUUAUGUCGUUUGUUGAACUUAUGGAUCAUGGCAUUGUUUCAUGGGAUAUUCUUGAAUCUACUUUUAUGAACCGGGUUGCAAGCUAUGUCAACAACCAAGGAAGUAAUCAGGACAGCAAAGUAGUCCAAGCUUCGCUGUCAAUCUUGGAGAGUAUUGUUCUUAACAGCUCUGCGAAAUACGCUCAUUUAGAGAAAGAACUUACAUUUCCAAGCUUGGUUGUACACCUCCAAAGUUCUAAUCCUGUAACUCAACAAAAUGCAAUUGCACUCAUUAAUGCCCUCUUUGUAAAAGCUGAUCACAUUAAGCGGAAGUCCAUUUCAGCCACUCUUAACUCUCAAAAAGUACGCAAUGUCAUCCUAACAAACAUUCAGGCUGCAUCUGGCCAGGUUGGAACAGAAAUGGCUCAUCAACUGUAUGUCCUGCAAACUCUUCAGUUAGCUCUGUUAGAGCAAAGAAUGAAUACCAAAAUGGACUUACAAGACCAAGAUGCUCAUGAAAAAAUUAAAGAACUUCGCAGAAUUGCAUUUGACAUGGAUAAUGCUUCAUCAGGUGGAGAUAGCACUGCAAGAAGGCAAGUCGGAUUUGCCAAAGAUUACAAGAAAUUGGGAUUCAAAUGUGACAUCAAUCCAGCCCUUGACUUUGCUGAAACACCUCCUGGGAUGUUGGCCCUUGAUUGCAUGAUUUAUUUUGCUCGAAAUCAUGUGGAAAAUUACACCAAGGUUGUACUUGAAAAUUCUUGCCGUGCUGAUGAACAUGAAUGCCCAUUUGGAAGGACAAGUGUUGAGCUUGUUCGUUUACUGUGCGAAGUCCUUCGAAUUGGUGAAGCACCAAGUGAACAGGGUCAUCACUAUCAUCCUAUGUUCUUCACCACUGACCAUCCCUUUGAAGAGUUUUUCUGUGUCUGUAUUGUUCUUUUGAACAAAACAUGGAAAGAGAUGCGUGCAACUAAAGAAGAUUUUGUGAAGGUAUUCAGUGUGGUCAAAGAGCAAAUUACUCGAGCUCUUGCUGGGCAGCCGUUGUCUUUAGACAAGUUUCGAGGCCUUCUUCAGGUACUCACCUAUUCUGAAAUCACAAAUCUAUGGCAGCAAGAGCGAACAAGCCGUGAAGAAUGGGAGUCUCAUGCAAGGCCCAUUGUUGAAUUACGGGAGCAAAUCAAGCCAGAAAUAAUUGAACUAAUUCAACAACAGCGUAAUGGCUUUCUAGUUGAGGGUACUAGAUUCACCAAAUACUCUCCUCGUGGCCAGAGAAUUAAAGACAAGUUUUGGUACAUACGCUUGUCUCCCAAUCACAAAGUGUUUCAUUAUGGAGAUUGUGAUGAAAAAAGUGUACCAGCACUAGAAGAGCUCUCCAGUAAGUUACCAGUUGUAGACAUUAAAGCACUGGUGAUAGGAAAAGAAUGUCCCCAUAUGAAAGAUGUGCGAGGGCGGAAAACAACUCAUCAGCUAGCUUUUUCAUUGUUGCUUGACUCAGUUGAAGUCUCUUCGUUGGAUUUUGUUGCUCCAGAUGAACAAGUUUUUGACUACUGGACCGACGGCAUUAAUGCAUUGCUGGGCAGCAAAAUGACCAGCAAAGAAGCCCAAAAUGACCUUGACACACUUCUAUCAAUGGAUAUAAAAUUGAGGCUUUUGGAUGCAGAAGGUGUUGAUAUUCCACAGGAUCCUCCACCAAUCCCAGCAGAUCCCCCAAACUAUGAUUUUUGUUAUGACGGCAAAUAAGCAAAUGUUAUCAUUAUUUCCAUCCAUUAACUUAACAUUAUUCACUCACUUCAUUUGUCAUGAACUUUUCUUUCCAAAAUUCUUCACUUUUGUGUUGUUUUUAUGUUGUAGCAUUUCCUUUAGUUUCAAUUUUUAGCCAGUCAAACUUUUUUACAACUGCAGAACAUUUUUAUUGUGUUGUUUUUAUUUCAAUUUAUAAAUGGUUUUUAUUUCAUUUUUGAUUGUACUGUACUCACUUGUAUACUAGUCAUUUUGUUUUAUAUAUUAUUGUAUGUAAAGUUUGUUUUGACAUGUGUCAUGAAUUUAUGCAUCAAUCCUCACAUGGAUUGAUUGAUUUUGUAGAGUGAUUCAGUUCUUAUUUGAAUGCAAUUUCAUGUGUCUGUCUUGUACCUAAGUGAAACCCAUGAGAUUCACUUCAGAUCAAAUCGUAACCAAUAAUGUAAAUCAAGUUGAACAUAUAAUAUUUGUGAAAGGAAUUUGGUUGUUUUUUUUAUCCAUGUGUACUAUGUAUGAAUACAUAAUGUUAAUCAAUUAGUCUUGUUGAGGGAAGGGAAGCCAAGCCACACUCCUUGAAUUGACUGCUUCCAACAUUUUUGUAUAGGAUAAGCUAAUGGCUGGUUUGUAGAAUUUUCUCAUCUAUAAGCCAUGCUUGUUAUGUGAUCUGGAGGACCAAGUAAUGUUUGUAUCUCAAAAAAUUCAUAUUGCUGUUUGAAUAUUCCAGUGCUAUGCAGAGUUGAUUGGAGUGGUAUUUUAUUUACAGGUGGUCUGAAAACUAAUACUCGUGUGGUCUGAAGCAAUAGUAAUAGGUAGCAAUAUAAUUCCAAGUAUUGUAUACUCUUGUGAUGUUUCCUAUUAAAUUAGUUGAAAUUUUGUAAGCCAGUAAUAAUGAGUGCAUGUCCUUUCUGAGGCUUCCUCCUGUCCAGUGCUCCAGUGACUUGCUGCUACAUAGAAUGUAUUACGAUAUCAAGUGCCAAACCCGAGCAGUAUUACUAAUAUCAUAGCACUCUAUGGAGAUGCGCCUUAAAAUUAUGUGGUAAGUUUUGACAGGCUUAUGAUCCUGGACGGUAUCUUAAACAUCUAAAUGUAUAAAUAGUAUUUAUUUGUUUUACUAUCUCCAAAAACUCAAUUGUUCUUUGAACAAUGUUCAUGACAAACUCAUUGACUCUUAUUUAGUGACCUGACAAAAAAUCUCACUAUUCUUUGUUUUGUAAAAUUACCCAUACCAUUUAAUUUCUGUUAUUGGGAAUCUCAUGAUGUUAUCAAUUUUGUGGAAUCCAGGUGAAAUAGGUGUGAAUGUUUCAAUCAAUGUAAAGCUUGUGUUUUAAAGUU
This is a messenger RNA of Thrips palmi, 3495 nucleotides long. It is a transcript of the gene Ced-12, whose product is annotated as engulfment and cell motility protein 1. NCBI's taxonomy places the organism in Eukaryota, Metazoa, Arthropoda, Insecta, Thysanoptera, Thripidae. Gene Ontology annotation, biological process: cell motility; actin filament organization. Gene Ontology annotation, cellular component: plasma membrane. The record is from RefSeq and is a predicted model, not a curated record. The transcript is spliced from 7 exons. Bases 1 to 2166 code for a protein of 721 amino acids.